This is a messenger RNA of Prorocentrum cordatum, 2379 nucleotides long. The record is from the annotation of a GenBank genome assembly. Lineage: Eukaryota; Dinophyceae; Prorocentrales; Prorocentraceae.
CCAAGACUGCCCUAGGGAGCCCCUCCGUAGAAAUUUUGGCUCAAGUCGAGUAGGCCCCAGGCCCAAGCAGCUUUGCCUCUGGCCCAGGAAGAGCAACAACCAAGAGACAAAUUACCUGAGCUAUUUGCAUCAUCGCGUUGAUUCAAUGGCCUCAGAGAACAAUCAUGAUGGUGAGGCCUUGUUAGACAAAGUCGUUAUUGAUGAUGAAGGGAAGCCGAACGUUGGUGCCAGCCCGCAGCGGCGUAAUGACAUCGACGGUUUGCGUGCUUUGGCUGUGUUUGCGGUCAUCGUUUUUCAUGCAAAUCCUGCAUGGCUUCCUGGGGGGUUUGCUGGAGUCGAUAUGUUUUUUACCAUCUCUGGCUACGUGAACACAGUUUCUUUACUUCAUGGCUGUGAAGAUACAUGCGUGGACACAUGAAAUUUCUAUGGCCGGCGCAUGUGGCGUUUGGCACCUGCCCUCAUGGCGACCGUGCUGAUCACCACCAUCCUCAAUUCUGUGCUCAUGCUACCUUCCUCUCCAGGCAUGGAUGGUUACUACAUAUCAGGUCUCCUUGGGCUUGUGGGCUUGUCCAAUAAUUACUUUGCCAGUCUGCAGCUAGAUUAUUUUGAAAACGGGCACAGCCAUCAGGAGCUCAAUCCCUUCAUGCACUUGUGGUCAUUGGGUGUUGAAGAGCAGUUCUAUGUACUCUUCCCUUUCCUGCUGAGCUGGGCGCGAAAGCUUCAGUCGCCCGCUUGGGUUAUCGCAGUGUGCGCUGUCAUUUCCAUGCUUGUGUCCUGCAUCCUCACCUGCUCGACUUAUUCCAACGCCCAAGUCGCGUUCUAUAUAUUACCGUCCCGGUUUUGGGAGUUGGCGCUUGGCGCGUGUUUCAUAUGAUGCCGAACUAUGCACCCGGUACGGACACCAUUGCGAACGGCGUCAGGUAUAUAAUAUUGCAGGUUGCAUCGUUGUUGUUGCUCAUUGUUGGGCUGUUGUUCACGCCAAGUGGUUGGGGGUUUCCCUUCCCUUGGGCGUCGCUGAGUGUUGGCGGGACGCUCUGCUUUAUAGCUGCAGGUAGUUAACCGAAUGCGAUUCUAAAUGCGUGCUUUGGCAGCAAGUUCUUGGUGUACAUCGGUAAUCUGUCAUAUGCCCUCUAUCUGUGGCAUUGGCCAGUACUAGUGUUUAUGCGGGGGACCGAAUGUCUCAAGUCUCCCACGUCCAUGGUGAUUGUUUUUGCCAUAACCUUAGCACUCGCAAUGGCCACGUACCACUUGAUGGAGGCUCCCCUUCACAAGCGUCGCCCGAAACAAACCUCCAAUAUCUUUGGGAUCUUAUUACCCUUGCUCGCUAUCACGGCCCUGAUCUCUUGGUCUCUGGGCUUCUACUAUAUCGGCGCCGUCUACGUGGAUGCCACAUGUUCCGACGGUGCGACCACUUCCAGCACCGCAGCCACGGCCAAUUCCUCUUCCCAUGAAGUAUGCUCUGGCGGGGGCGGGUGGCACGGGAACCCAUUGACGUGGCACCCUGACAAGUCGUCUUCUUGCCCCAUGAACUUCUCAUGGAGCAGUUAUGCGAGACACUGCGGCGAGGACGCCAGCGACGUGACGCACUCCAGAUUCUUAUUUCUGGGGGAUUCGACGAUGAACCUAUUGUAUAGCAGGCUGCACCCUAUUUUCGAUAGUGCUUGGCAUGACACGGCCGUCUCUAAGAAUGACUGCGACAGGAUGGAAUUCCUAGGUUUGGAUCCAGCGCCAGAGUGGGUGCCUCCGCCGCAAGGUUUCGCCCCGCUCUUCAAAGGUCUUACCCACCCUUAUUGCCAAGACACUCCGUCAUUGAGGUGUUAUCGUGGUCAGGUUUCUGUUGCUUCGGGCAAUGUCAGCAAGCAGUGCGUGCUGGAUUUUGAGUACGUUCCCGUGGAAUACGCGAUAGAUGUUUCAUUGCAGACUAACGAGACAAAUACCACUCAGGGCACCAUUGCCGCUUAUGUUAAGAAGCGGUACGGCAGCGUGGACGCCAUCAUUACGAACCAGGGUUUACAUGAUUUCUACAUGGAAGCCAUGUCAGCUGACGACUAUGUAGAGUCUGUGCGCGAACAGUUGCUCGCUUUUCAAGGCUCGGUGACCGUGAUUAUCUGGAUCUUGAUAAAUCACAUUUUCGAGGAUCCCGUUCAGACGCCGUUCAUUACCAAUGCGCGGUGCGCGCAGUGGAACGAGGCGGUGACCGACAUGAUAUCCAGUGAAUUCCCCAACGUGUAUAUUUUGGAUGCCUAUAAAAUGUCCAAACUUCAGAGCAUGCACAAGGACCGUUUUCAUAUGACACUGGACUAUUACGACGUUCUAGCCGACAUAGUCCUCAGUUUUGCGAUACCGAAUGCGGACCAGUGAUCGAGGGGGUGGUGGGGG